Messenger RNA from Penicillium vulpinum, 1530 nucleotides. Its product is annotated as cytochrome P450. The transcript has 5 exons. Lineage: Eukaryota; Fungi; Ascomycota; Eurotiomycetes; Eurotiales; Aspergillaceae. The record is from RefSeq and is a predicted model, not a curated record. The coding region runs from base 1 to 1530 and encodes 509 amino acids. Gene Ontology annotation, molecular function: oxidoreductase activity, acting on paired donors, with incorporation or reduction of molecular oxygen; iron ion binding; monooxygenase activity.
AUGGAUUCCUCGGCACUAUAUCUAUCCUUGGUGCCGUUGUCGCUGGUCCUGCUGGCCUUGCGCACCGUUUACCAUCUGUACUUCCAUCCGCUGUCCAAGUUCCCAGGUCCAAAACUCGCUGCUGCGACCUUUCUCUAUGAGUUCUACUAUGAUGUGAUUAAAAGCGGCAUGUACAUCUGGGAGAUAGAGCGCAUGCACGAGAAAUAUGGCCCAAUCGUCCGCAUUAAUCCUCGGGAAAUUCACAUCAAAGACUCAAACUACUACGAUGAAAUCCACGCCGGCGCCUCGCACAAACGCUCCAAAGACCCUAAAUACGCCAUAGCCUUUGGGGCGCCCAACUCCCUCGUAGGAACAAUAACCCAAGACCAUCACCGCUUCCGUCGGGGCCUGUUGAACAACUACUUCUCCAAGCGGUCGGUGGUAGAGCUUGGCCCGUCCAUCGAAGACAAAGUCGAGAAGCUAAUCGCUCGCUUCGAGCAAGCCCACCAAGCCGGCGACGUGCUGCACCUGCAACUAGACUUCGCCGCGCUGACUGCGGAUGUCAUUACUGACUACUGCUACGGCUGGAGCUACGGCUACCUAGACGGUGAGAAGGGGUCACGGAGCAACGACCUCGUUGACGCUGUUAACGGGCUGAUGGUUAUGUUCCACAUCAACCGGUUCUUCCCGUUCCUUAUUACUGUGUUCCGAAAUGUAUCGCCCAAGGUGCUGCGCAGGCUGCAGCCGCAGAUGGCCGAUUUGUUUGAUUUGAAAGCUCGACUUAGACAACAGGCGAGUGAUACUUUGCAGAAGCAGGGUCUCCGGAAGGUUGACACUGAGGCGAGGCCGACUAUCUUUGAUGCAUUGACGAGUUUGGAGUUGCCUGCGGAUGAAAGGACGCUAGAUCGGCUAGAGGAUGAGUCCGCGCUGUUGCUUGGCGCCGGUACGGAGACUACGGCUAGGGCUAUUACUGUCUCGAUGUUUCAUCUCAUCAACAAUAAGGAGAUUAUGGCAAAGCUGCGGGCGGAGUUGAAGACUGUGCUGCCGACACCGCUGUCCAAGGCUUCGUGGGUGGAUUUGGAGAAAUUACCAUACUUGACGGGUGUCGUCAAUGAAGGCCUACGUCUCAGUCAUGGCAUGACAUCCCGGCUGGCUCGUAUUUCACCAACCCAACCUAUGCUCUACCAGGACUGGGUCAUCCCUGCAGGUACUCCGGUCAGUCAGUCGAACUACUUCGUUCAUAUGGACUCCACGAUCUUCCCUGAACCGGAGAAAUUUGACCCGGAGCGUUGGAUCCGCGCGGCGGAGAAAGGGGAGUAUCUGAGUCGGUAUAUUGUUUCGUUUACCAAGGGGAGCAGACAGUGUCUGGGAAUGAGUCUUGCCUAUGCGGAGAUUUACUUAUCCUUGGCACAUAUCGCUCGUCGUAUCGACUUUGCACUGUACCAAACUACUACUGAUAACAUCUGUGUUUAUCGUGAUAUGGGAAUUGGAUGUCCGAAGGUUGGUUUGUUUGGUGUUAGGGCUACGGUGGAGGGUCUUGUCGGGGAGUAA